Molecule: messenger RNA, 1530 nt
Organism: Rasamsonia emersonii CBS 393.64
Lineage: Eukaryota; Fungi; Ascomycota; Eurotiomycetes; Eurotiales; Trichocomaceae
Product: Copper-activated transcription factor GRISEA
Exons: 3
Coding region: 1-1530 (509 amino acids)
Biological process (GO): intracellular iron ion homeostasis; intracellular copper ion homeostasis; positive regulation of transcription by RNA polymerase II
Cellular component (GO): nucleus
Molecular function (GO): copper ion binding; DNA-binding transcription factor activity, RNA polymerase II-specific; RNA polymerase II cis-regulatory region sequence-specific DNA binding
Source: RefSeq, a predicted model, not a curated record
AUGCCUCUCGAUGAAGAAGGAGCGAAAUGGGCAUGUGAACCAUGUAUUCGUGGACAUCGAUCUUCAAAAUGCCAGCAUUUCGACCGGCUGAUGAUGAAGGUCCCCAAAGCGGGUCGACCGUUGGCCAAAUGCCCGCAUCCAAAGGGUUCGUGUAGCUGUCAGAAGGUCUAUGCCUUCAUGGUUCGCAUCCCGAAAGGCUCAACUGAAGCACCCCAGUCUUCAGGCACGCCUUCUGUUACAGCGUCGAACCCGUCCGCUCCGGGGAGAAUACAAAAGCAUUCCCGACGGCAGAGUAGUCUCCAAGCUGCACCCGAGAACAUUGCCAAGGCAUUGAACUCCGCUUCUGAAUUGCAGACAGCAUCAACCUCCCAACCCCUUCCUUACCCCAACUUUGUACAGCACAGUUCAGCUUCCGGAUUUUCAGCCUCCAACCAAGGCGUUCCCACCUUACUGCCAAAACAGACGCCGAAUGAGAAUGAAGGCGUUCAAACAAGCGAUGCCAGCUGCUGCUCAAAGAGAACCGAACCUGUUCCUGCUGUUCAGCCAUCGGGUUCCUGUUGCAGUAAAUCGCAGCCUACAGCAGACAAUAAAGAUGCCGGUUUUGGCCCAGAGCAUGUGAAUUUCAAUCCUUCCUGGAAUGAGGCACCCUACAGUGCUUCACAGGUUCCAUCAUGGACCCAGUCCCAUCAAAUGGGACAAUAUGCCUCUCAGAAUUCCAAUUUUGCGGCUGCUCUCAUGCAAGGCCCAGCAUAUACGAAUGGAUUCAUCACGAGUCCUUAUCCAGUCCCUCAAAUGAACUACUCAUCAACGAACUUCGAUGGCAGUUCUCUUGGCAAUCAUGUCAGUGCGGAUCAAUUUGUCCCCAACAACUCUCAUGGAUAUCCAUUUGUCCAACCCACUAUGUUUGGAGGUGAUCCCGCACACGAGUGUAACUGCGGCGAUGACUGCCAAUGCCUGGGAUGCGCUGCUCACCCUUUUAACAACACUACAAGGCAGCAUGUGCAAGAAAUGGGCUAUAUGAUGAGUAUUGCAGAAGAGGAUGAAAAUUCUGAGAGUUCCACGCCUUUUGCGGGACAAAUGAGCCCCCCGACGUAUCCCACUACAGCCGUCACUUCCAGCAAUGGGCUGCACUCACAAGGUUCCGCCGAGAACACGUCGACCUCAACGUUCGACAAUGUGCUCUCUGCGACGGCCUCGACAGACUACACAACACCUCAAUUGAUGCAGCCAUCCGCGUAUUACACGCUUGAGUAUCCCGUUGGACUGCCUGGCGCAUGCUCGAAUGUAACAGGAACUUGUCAGUGUGGAAAUGACUGCAGCUGCAUUGGUUGUCUCACACAUAGUGGUCAUGACGGCGUGACCCUGGAGCCUGCUCCUGCUCCUGCUCCUGAUGAGAGGGCGACGGUGGGCGAUGGACGUCCUUCGCAACCAUCGCAUGAGUUUGCUGACUCUACUACCGCGGCACGGACGCUUGAUGAAUUUUCGCCCUCAGCUUUGAGCCCACCGAUGAUCGAAGCACCCCUCGUGUAG